Molecule: messenger RNA, 2033 nt
Organism: Rhipicephalus sanguineus (brown dog tick)
Lineage: Eukaryota; Metazoa; Arthropoda; Arachnida; Ixodida; Ixodidae
Product: tRNA dimethylallyltransferase
Biological process (GO): tRNA modification
Cellular component (GO): mitochondrion
Molecular function (GO): tRNA dimethylallyltransferase activity; zinc ion binding; nucleic acid binding
Source: RefSeq, a predicted model, not a curated record
CAAGAACCCGAAGACCAAGCUGGCUUCGACAGCAAUCGGGUUCUAUUCAGGGAUGUUGUCGACUCGUUUCUGGAAACCAAAGCCGACAUCGACAGCGAAACCAGCAAUGCUGUUACCACGCUGCUCGGUGACAAGCCCGACGAUGCCAGCUUGGGGGACGUCUCGACAGAGCACUUGUACAAGUGCCUGGAGAUUGUGGAUCCGGAGCGUGCCGUGAGGCUGCAUCCGAAGGACCGUCGGAAAAUCGAACGGAGCCUUCAGGUCUUCCAAGUCCACGGUCGGCCACACAGCGACAUCAUCGAAGAGCAGCAGCAGAUGGAAGGAGGCAGCUCGCUCGGCGGCCCGCUACGGUUCCAGCGCCCAUGCGUGCUGUGGCUACAGUGUGACCAAAACGUGCUCGAUGAAAGGCUGGACGCCCGUGUGGACGACAUGAUGGCUGCCGGCCUCAUCAAAGAGAUGGAGGAGUUUCAUGAGCGAUACAACAAGCAUCGCAUAGACCACAAUCUAGAAGCUGAUUACACGAAAGGCAUCUUCCAAUCAAUCGGGUUCAAGGAGUUCCACCGGUACCUCCUCAUGGACAGUGAAGAGAAAGCCUCUCCGAAAGGACAGAAGGAAUUCGCCCAAGGGUUGUGGCUUAUGAAGCAAGUGACGAAGCGGUAUUCCAGGAAGCAGAAAAGGUGGAUUACGCAGAGGUUCUUGAGAACACCGGAUCGACAGGUGCCACCUGUGUACAGCCUAGAUGCAACGGACGUCUCGUGUUGGGACGAAUGUACCAGGGACAAGAGCUUCGAAAUUGUCCGAGACUUCCUGGAGGGCAGAGAGCCUAGCCACAAGCCAAUCCCUCUGCUCGACAGCAACAACAACAGGCAUCGGCUCUUUACUUGCGACAUCUGCAAUGUGACGACAAUUGGAAGCAUCACGUGGGAAGCUCAUCUGAAGUCCAAGAAGCACCAUGCAUUAGUGAAGAAACGGAGAGAGAGGCAAGCUGAUGAAGAAAUGAACAGGAAUCCUUCAACAGAGGAGCAUGCCAAGGCUCAAGAUGCAGUGGGCUAGUUUGCGAAUACGUGCAAUUUUCAUGUUACUAAUGACUUCUGCAACGUUUCCAACGUUGACCCCAUAUUGUACCAUAUUUUCAUUAAUAGUAGUAUAAUAUUUAACUUAUGAAUUUCCAGCUAGAAAAAGCACCUCAUGUCAUUUGAAAGCAGCCCAAGUGAUAGGAUGGUUUUUUAUGAUAAGGGAAGGCAAUGAAAAACCAUAUUUGGCAACUUACGUUCAUUUAUGUAUUCACUCCAGCAAUAUGCUUUGAACAUAGUGAACUUUCUUGUUAUCAAACCGUUUGAUUUAAAAUGCACAUCAACAUACAUUUAUGAAUUAUCAUAUUAUAUGUCAGCGUGAGGAAUAAGCAGAGCUGACUGUUCAGUGCACAUCCUCUCAACAGCAGGAGAGAUUUACAACGUUGUAACAUGGCUAAAACAGCAAACAGGAUGGCGAUGAAAGAAAAUGCGCAACAUGAAGCACCGUGCUGUGCACGUCUUUUCUGUCAUUGUCGUACUAUAUGCCAUUUUACCCCUGUUACAACAUUAAACCAACUAUCCCAGUGACCCACAGUUCUGCAGUUUACAAGACUAAAUCUCUGCAAUUUUCUACUCUGCAUACAGAUUGAAAUACGCAUAUUUAUUUUUACGCCUACCUGCAAAUGAGUGGGAAGCUUCCAUGAUGGAAUGUGUGAGCGCGACAGAACGAGGAUGUACAAGUGUUGAGUCACGCUUACACAUCCUGUCAUUAUUCUAACCAACACGCUUUCCUACAUGAGAAGCUUCAUUUCCUCAUGCAACAAUAUUUUUUCACGUCAAGGCCACAGUUGUGUUUGCUCUGAUCGUUUUCGACGUUUAUGCGAUAUGCCGCAAGUCAUGUAGGCCAGAACAGCUGCUUGAAAUCACUCGGUGCUUCGACUGACCGAAGUUGCUAUUUUGGAAGUGACAACUCCAAAUUAAAAGGACAACUCCAGUGGAAAUAAAAAGCUUCAGCUUCCA